AUGGGAAAGAUAGCAAAGAUUGAAUACUUUCGUGUCCCACCCCGGUGGCUGUUCGUCAAGAUCACGGAUGCCGAUGGAAACUAUGGUUGGGGGGAAGCAUCGCUAGAAGGCCACACACAAGCAGUCGAAGGCUGCUUGGACGCUUGGGCUGAGCGAUACGUUGGCUUUGAAGCAGAUGAAAUUGAACACAUAUGGCAAAUGUGCUGGCGCACCAGCUUCUACCGUGGCGGACCAGUCUUCAUGAGCGCUCUGGCUGGCAUCGACAUAGCACUUUGGGAUCUUAAGGCCCGAAAACUUAACGUGCCAAUCUACCAACUAUUGGGCGGAAAAGUGCGGGACAGACUAAAGGUUUAUGCUUGGAUUGGUGGAGAUAGACCAAACGAUGUGAAAGAGCAAGCCUUAGCCCGCAAAGCGCAAGGAUUCCAUGCCGUCAAAAUGAACGCGACAGAAGAUAUCGGCUGGCUCGACUCGCCCUCAACUCUCCAGUCCGCCGUCGACCGUCUCAAAACCGUCAAAGAUCUAGGAAUGGAUGCCGGCAUGGACUUCCACGGUCGCAUCCACAAACCUAUGGCCAAGCAACUUGCCCGUGCCUUGGAACCUCACCAUCCACUAUUCAUCGAAGAGCCCCUUCUCUCCGAACACAUUGGCGGCAUCAAGUCUUUGCACGAGCAAACCUCCAUUCCUAUUGCACUCGGAGAACGUCUUCACUCACGCUGGGACGUACGCCCUUUUCUCGAAGCCAGCUGCGUUGAUAUCCUGCAACCGGACAUCUCGCACAUCGGCGGCAUCUCGGAAAUGCGACGUAUAGCCUCCGCAGCCGAAACCCACGACGUAGCCAUAGCACCACAUUGCCCAUUAGGUCCUAUCGCCCUCGCUGCAUGUGUUCAGGUAGACUGCACACUACCUAAUUUCGUCAUUCAAGAGAUGAGUUUGGGAAUUCACUAUAAUGCUGGGAGUCAGGAUCUCACGUCUUAUACCAAGAAUCCUGAGGUGUGGGAUGUGAAGGAUGGGUACAUUGAGUUGAUGAAAGGGCCGGGGUUAGGAAUUGAAGUUGACGAGGAGAUGGUCAGACGGGAGAGUAGGGAUGCGAAGGCUUGGAUUAGCCCAGGAUUCAUUGGGCCGGGAGGGGAGGUUAGGGAGUGGUAG
Alternaria atra is the source of this 1146-nucleotide messenger RNA. RefSeq lists its product as uncharacterized. Lineage: Eukaryota; Fungi; Ascomycota; Dothideomycetes; Pleosporales; Pleosporaceae. Gene Ontology annotation, molecular function: galactonate dehydratase activity. The transcript has 3 exons. Bases 1 to 1146 code for a protein of 381 amino acids. Gene Ontology annotation, biological process: amino acid catabolic process; D-galactonate catabolic process. The record is from RefSeq and is a predicted model, not a curated record.